Hyaloperonospora brassicae is the source of this 369-nucleotide messenger RNA. Lineage: Eukaryota; Oomycota; Peronosporomycetes; Peronosporales; Peronosporaceae. The record is from the annotation of a GenBank genome assembly.
AUGGCGAGUGAUCACAAAGCAGUCAUUGGCGACAAGGUGUGGAUGGCCGGCAACAACGUGGAGGGACUGGAUGCCGUUGCGCUGGAACAGUUUACGAUUGCAGUUGAGGAUGCUGGUAAAGCAUUGAUCUGUAUGGAUGCGGACGAUGAUUUGCGUGCUGUUUUCUCGCCAUCGCAGACGCCCCACGCGAAGAGCCUUACCGUACUUGGAGAAGCUGGACGACACGGGGCAUGUGAUAGAGUGUGGAAGGUUGCCGACAAUACUGCAGCAACAACAACAACGUAUGCUGUCGCAGAGCGGUUGGAAAGGGCCGUCAGCACGGCAGUCGGUGUGCUUCCGCCCCAUCGGUCGCCGGACAUCCCUUGGUGA